AUAAAAACAACAUCACCAAACAUUCUAAUCUUUUGCAUCCCAUUCAUAUAUUGGAAACAUAACUAUGAGAUCUGCUUGUAAGAGAAAGACUUUUCCAGAUAUGUCAUGAAUACCGUGAAUACGUUUUUGAGAAGAAUUGGAGGAUCUUAGUUGAGAUGGUUCACUUUAGGCAACUUUUAGGACUUAGGCAAACAGGAUAUAUCAACAUCCCUUCAAAGAGUAUAAAGGAACUUUCAAGCAAACAAGUCUAACAUUUUAUACCGGAGAUUCUCAAAAAAGAAAUUAUGAUGACUGAUCCAAACACCUCUUAUCUUAUGGGGACUAUCGAGGACUUCAGUGAAUUCUACAAUGAAGAGUUCAUCAACUAUACAGAAUACCCGAAUUAUACAUUUGUUGUGGAUGAGAAAACGCUGCUCUGCUCCUCCAUCAAUAUGGGUGAUGCCAUCAACAUUACAUUCUGUGUCUUCUACAUUCUCAUCUUUCUGAUGGCUAUUCCUGGGAAUCUGAUCGUAGGCUGGAUCAUCGGCACUAAUAGAAACUUGCUUUCUUCUUCAGAUGUAUACCUAUUCAAUCUGAUGCUAGCCGACACGUUACUGGCUCUUAUUCUGCCCUUUUCUGCGGUUUCCGUGAUCCAAGGUUGGGAGUUUGGUGAUUUUUUUUGCAAGUUAGUUAGUCUGGUGAAGGAAGUGAACUUCUACACCAGCAUCUUGUUUUUGGUGUGCAUCAGCGUGGACCGCUACUUGGUCAUCGUACGGGCUACGGAGUCCAGGAAGGCUCAGAGGAAACUGUGCAGUGGGGUCACCUGUGGAUUGGUGUGGGUUUUGGGCUUUGUGCUGUCCUUGCCAUCAUUCUACAAUGAGGCAUUUUAUCAUAAAACAUCAAAUAAGACUAUUUGUGCAGAACGCUUCGAGACGGACCACGCCGACGAGUGGCGAGUGGCCACGCGUAUCAUCAGGCAUCUGUUGGGUUUCCUUAUCCCUCUGGUGGUCAUGUUGGUCUGCUACAGCGUGACAGUGGCGCGGCUCUUGCGUACACGCGGUUUCCAGAAGCACAGGGCCAUGAAGGUGAUCGUAGCCGUGGUGGUGGUUUUUCUUCUGUGCUGGACCCCCUUCCAUGUUUCCAUGAUGGUUGACACCCUCAUGAGGACCAAAGUGGUUCACUUCAGCUGUUUCGCACGGACAUCGGUGGACAUCGCCAUGUUCGCAACUCAAAACUUUGGGCUUCUGCAUUGCUGCGUGAACCCAGUGCUGUACGCCUUUGUGGGAGAGAAGUUCAGAAGAAGGUUUCUGCAGUUGCUCCAUAGAAAUGGACUUCUGGCUCGGAUGUCCGUCUCUAGAUCUAGUAGGUCCUCCUCUCUGACCUCAGAAGUCACUUCCAGCUUCUUGUGAGCUAAUGCCAAGCAAUGGACAUCAAAGACACUUAGUGCACCUUUCCAUGUUUGCUUGAAAUUCAACAGUGUGUUAGAGUAGGGGUGUCCUUAUGUUCCUGAAGAGCUACUUUCCAUCAAAGUGUAGCUUUAGCUCUAAUUCAAAACAUCUGAACCAGAUAAUCAAGGUCUUUAGGACUACUAGACACUUCCAUGUAGUUGUGUUGAAACUAAACUCUGCAGGAUUGCAGGAUUGGAGAUUCUAGAGGCUAAUUACCAUGAUGUUUUGGCUCCAUCUAUUGGUCAAAAACAGAAAAAUCCAUGAUUGGGUUAGAAUAGAAGGAUUUUUUUCCUUUGGCCUGUUUAUGAUUCAUCAUACAUCAUUUGCUCAUCAUGAUAAUCUUCACAAAUUCUGAAACACAAAUACAAUCAGCAGAAGUGAAAAGCUAAAGUUUGGCUAUAAAUGAACUACACCAUGGUCACAUGACCUAAACGCCACCGCCAUUCAGCUUCCGACAACUCUUUAAUGUUACGCUUAAGCAGACUAGAUCGCUUUAUAUGAUGAACAGAUUUAAUUUAGACCAUUUUUAUUCACAUAUAAUCAUUGAUCAGUGAACAUAAACUAAAGCUCAACCGAACCUGAGUAACACGUACUCGCUGAAGUGUAAACGUGAUGCGUAACAUUGGUUCUUGCACGUCAAGCGAACAUGCUUGAGCUUCUGUUUACCAUAACUGAUGUGUGAGUUGAUGAAUGUUCAUAUGUGAAUAAAAGCCUAAAUUCAUCUGAAGAUAAAUCUAAAGAUAAAGUCUUAUGGGUUGAUGAACGAA
Molecule: messenger RNA, 2194 nt
Organism: Pimephales promelas (fathead minnow)
Lineage: Eukaryota; Metazoa; Chordata; Actinopteri; Cypriniformes; Leuciscidae
Gene: cxcr1
Product: C-X-C motif chemokine receptor 1
Biological process (GO): G protein-coupled receptor signaling pathway; positive regulation of cytosolic calcium ion concentration; neutrophil chemotaxis
Cellular component (GO): membrane; external side of plasma membrane
Molecular function (GO): C-C chemokine binding; C-C chemokine receptor activity; C-X-C chemokine receptor activity
Source: RefSeq, a predicted model, not a curated record